Manihot esculenta (cassava) is the source of this 5139-nucleotide messenger RNA. Its product is annotated as cleavage and polyadenylation specificity factor subunit 1. Gene Ontology annotation, molecular function: protein binding; nucleic acid binding. Gene Ontology annotation, cellular component: nucleus. Lineage: Eukaryota; Viridiplantae; Streptophyta; Magnoliopsida; Malpighiales; Euphorbiaceae. Bases 282 to 4646 code for a protein of 1454 amino acids. The record is from RefSeq and is a predicted model, not a curated record. The transcript is spliced from 26 exons.
UUCCCAACCCAAAAAAAAAAAAAAAAAUUCCGAACCGUAAUUCACCCAAGUGUAUGUCCACGUUGUCGUUGUCUUCCCCACUGCUUAUUCAUUUCCUCCCGCCAAACACAGACUCAGGCCUUGAACUCUAUCUUCAGUUCUUCACUCUCCCAAAAGCUCUACUCUCCUCUUUCUCUCUACUCUAACCAUCUUCUACUUUUCUUUGGUUCUCUAUUUUCUCCACUCUCCCCUAUUCCCUCUUGUUCCAGUUUCAAACCCUAGAAUCCCAAAUCAUCGCCACAAUGAGCUUUGCGGCCUACAAGAUGAUGCACUGGCCCACCGGCAUCGAGAACUGUGCCUCCGGCUUCAUCACUCAUUGUCGCGCGGACCUUGCCCCUCAAGUUCCUUCUAUGCAGUCCGACGAUCUCGAGUCUGAAUGGCCGGCGAAGCGAGGAAUAGGUCCCGUUCCCAACCUCAUUGUCACCGCCGGUAAUGUUCUUGAAGUUUAUGUGAUUAGAGUUCAAGAAGAGGGCACUAGAGAAUCCCGAAAUUCUCGCGAACCGAAGCGGGGAGGGGUAAUGGAUGGGGUCUCUGGUGCUUCGCUCGAGCUUGUUUGCCACUACAGGUUGCAUGGUAACGUGGAGUCAAUGGCUGUACUGCCUAUAGAAGGUGGCGAUGGUUCUAGAAGAAGAGACUCUAUUAUCUUGUCAUUUAAAGAUGCAAAGAUUUCAGUUCUUGAGUUUGAUGAUUCAAUACAUGGACUCCGUACUAGUUCUAUGCACUGUUUUGAAGGUCCAGAGUGGCUUCAUUUGAAAAGAGGUAGAGAAUCUUUUGCAAGAGGCCCAUCUGUAAAGGUUGAUCCUCAAGGCAGAUGUGGUGGUGUUCUUGUUUAUGAUCUACAGAUGAUAAUACUUAAGGCUGCCCAGGCUGCUGCUGGUUUGGUUGGAGAUGAUGAUGCUCUUGGUUCUGGAGGUGCUAUCUCUACUCGAGUCCAAUCAUCUUACAUUAUCAAUCUACGAGAUCUGGACAUGAAGCAUGUAAAAGAUUUUAUAUUUGUACAUGAAUAUAUUGAGCCUGUGGUGGUUAUCCUUCACGAGCGCGAGCUUACUUGGGCUGGGCGUGUCUCAUGGAAGCAUCAUACUUGUAUGAUUUCUGCUCUUAGUAUCAGCACAACUUUGAAGCAGCCUACCCUCAUAUGGUCAGUUGUGAAUCUUCCACAUGAUGCUUACAAGUUGCUUGCAGUGCCAUCACCAAUUGGUGGUGUUCUUGUUAUUUGUACAAACACCAUCCACUAUCACAGCGAGUCAGCCACUUGUGCAUUGUCCCUGAACAACUAUGCUGUUUCUAUUGAUAGCAGUCAAGAGUUGCCAAGAGCAAGUUUCAGUGUUGAACUUGAUGCUGCAAAGGCAACUUGGUUAUCAAAUGAUGUUGCCUUGCUGUCAACAAAAAAUGGGGAACUUUUGUUACUGACCCUUGUUUAUGAUGGAAGGGUUGUGCAGAGGCUUGAUCUUUCCAAGUCUAGAGCAUCAGUUCUUACUUCGGACAUUACUACAAUUGGGAGUUCAUUAUUUUUUCUGGGCAGUCGUCUGGGAGACAGUUUGCUUGUGCAGUUUACUUAUGGUUUGGGAUCUUCAAUGAUUUCAUCUGGUUUAAAGGAAGAGGUUGGAGAUAUUGAAGGUGAUGUACCUACUGCAAAGCGAUUGAAGAGGUCACCUUCGGAUGGUUUGCAAGAUAUGGUUAGUGGGGAGGAGCUUUCUUUGUAUGGUUCGACUGGCAACAAUACAGAAUCAACGCAGAAAACUUUCUCAUUUGCUGUGAGGGAUUCACUGAUCAAUGUUGGUCCUUUGAAAGACUUAUCCUAUGGUUUAAGGGUUAACGCUGAUGCAAAUGCAUCUGGAAUUGCUAAACAAAGCAACUAUGAACUGGUAUGCUGCUCUGGGCAUGGAAAAAAUGGUGCUCUCUGUGUUCUUCGGCAGUCAAUUCGCCCAGAAAUGAUUACAGAGGUUGACCUUCCUGGCUGUAGAGGAAUUUGGACUGUUUACCAUAAAACUGCACGUGGCCAUAGUGUUGAUACAUCUAGAAUGGCUGCAGUUGAUGAUGAAUAUCAUGCAUAUUUGAUCAUAAGCAUGGAGAAUCGCACUAUGGUGCUUGAAACUGCUGAUCAUUUGACAGAAGUCACUGAAAGUGUGGACUACUUCGUACAAGGACGAACAAUUGCUGCAGGCAAUUUGUUUGGAAGGCGUCGAGUUGUCCAAGUCUAUGAACGCGGUGCUCGAAUUCUAGAUGGUUCUUUUAUGACCCAGGAUUUAAGCUUUGGAGCCUCAAACUCUGAAUCUGGUUCUGGUUCUGACAGUUCAACAGUUUUGUCCGUUUCUAUUGCAGAUCCAUAUGUGUUAAUCAGAAUGACUGAUGGGAGUAUUCGGCUUCUUGUUGGAGAUCCUUCUACUUGCAUGGUUUCCAUAAAUACUCCAUCUGCCUUUGAAAACUCGAAGAAAUCAAUAUCUGCCUGCACACUUUAUCAUGAUAAAGGACCAGAGCCUUGGCUCCGAAAGGCGAGUACAGAUGCAUGGCUUUCUACUGGCAUUAGCGAGGCCAUAGAUGGUGCUGAUGGUGGCCCACAUGAUCAAGGAGAUAUAUAUUGUAUUCUUUGUUAUGCAACUGGUGCACUUGAAAUAUUUGAUGUGCCCAAUUUCAAUUCUGUGUUCUCAGUUGAUAAAUUUGUCUCUGGAAAAAACCAUCUUGUUGAUACGUAUGUGCGGGAAACAUCCAAAGAUUCACAGCAAAACAAAACUUCUGAAGAAGUGGCUGGCCUAGGCAGGAAAGAAAGUACUCAUAACAUGAAGGUUGUGGAGUUGGCUAUGCAGAUAUCACCUGGCCAACACUGUCGCCCAUUUCUUUUUGGUAUAUUGUCAGAUGGGACAAUCCUUUGUUACCAUGCUUACCUGUUUGAAGUUCCAGAUGGUACUUCUAAAAUAGAGGAUUCUAUUUCUACACAAAAUUCUGUUGGCCCAGGCGUCAUUAGUUCUUCAAGGCUUCGAAAUUUGCGAUUUGUUCGUGUCCCCUUGGAUAGUUACACAAGGGAGGAAACACCAAGUGAGAGCUCAUGCCAAAGGAUUACCAUUUUCAAGAACAUCAAUGGUUAUCAAGGGUUUUUCCUCUCUGGAUCGAGACCAGCUUGGUUUAUGGUGUUUAGAGAGCGAAUACGAGUUCAUCCACAGUUAUGUGAUGGCUCUAUUGUUGCAUUCACUGUUCUUCACAAUGUGAAUUGCAAUCAUGGGUUUAUUUAUGUUACUUCUCAGGGCAAUUUGAAGAUUUGUCAACUGCCAUCUGUCUCAAGUUAUGACAACUAUUGGCCAGUGCAAAAGGUUCCACUGAAGGGAACACCACAUCAAGUGACCUAUUUUGCAGAGAAGAACUUAUACCCACUUAUAGUUUCUGUUCCUGUUCACAAGCCAGUGAAUCAAGUUCUCUCAUCACUGGUUGAUCAAGAAGUUAGCCAUCAGAUUGAGAAUCAUAAUUUAAGUUCUGAUGAACUACAUCGAACCUAUAGUGUAGAAGAAUUUGAGGUUCGGAUCUUGGAACCAGAGAGAUCUGGUGGCCCUUGGCAAACUAAGGCGACAAUCCCAAUGCAAAGUUCUGAAAGUGCACUUACUGUGCGAGUAGUUACACUGUUUAACACAACCACAAAGGAGAAUGAAACGCUUUUAGCCAUUGGGACUGCUUAUGUGCAAGGGGAGGAUGUUGCAGCAAGAGGGCGUGUGCUUCUGUUUUCUGUUGGGAAAAAUCCAGAUAAUUCCCAAGUUUUGGUUUCAGAAGUCUAUUCUAAGGAAUUGAAAGGUGCUAUAUCUGCUUUGGCCUCGCUACAAGGUCAUCUGUUGAUAGCUUCUGGUCCUAAAAUUAUUUUACACAAGUGGACUGGUACAGAGUUGAAUGGUGUUGCUUUUUUUGAUGCUCCACCAUUAUAUGUUGUGAGCUUAAAUAUUGUUAAGAAUUUUAUCCUCCUGGGUGAUGUUCACAAAAGCAUAUACUUUCUUAGUUGGAAGGAGCAGGGAGCUCAACUUAGCUUAUUGGCAAAGGAUUUUGGUUCACUUGAUUGUUUCGCAACAGAGUUUUUGAUUGAUGGAAGUACACUUAGCCUUGUGGUGUCAGACGAACAAAAGAAUGCUCAGAUAUUCUAUUAUGCACCAAAGAUGUCAGAGAGCUGGAAAGGACAGAAACUGCUUUCAAGGGCUGAAUUUCAUGUUGGUGCCCAUGUGACUAAGUUCAUACGUUUACAAAUGCUUUCUACAUCUGACCGAAGCGGUACUGCACCGGGCUCUGAUAAGACCAAUCGCUUUGCUUUAUUGUUUGGUACUCUUGAUGGCAGCAUAGGCUGUAUUGCCCCUCUCGAUGAGCUCACUUUCCGGAGGUUGCAAUCACUACAGAAAAAAUUGGUCGAUGCUGUUCCCCAUGUUGCUGGUCUAAACCCAAGAUCAUUCCGCCAGUUUCGGGAAAAUGGAAGGGUUCACCGGCCUGGCCCAGAAAGCAUAGUAGACUGUGAGCUGCUUUCUCAUUAUGAGAUGCUUCCAUUGGAAGAACAACUUGAGAUUGCUCAGCAGGUUGGAACAACCCGUGCACAAAUUUUAUCAAAUUUGAAUGACCUUUCUCUGGGGACAAGUUUUUCGUGAUUCCAGCUGAUCUACCAGCAAUUCAUUAGAGGACUAUCGAGGCCCGAACAUGUUGUAAAGGCGGGGAUGAAUCAACGGCCUGAGGCUUUUAUAAGGCCAUUAAUUUAUGUUCUUGUGCUGCCGUGCAAUCCAUGACUCCGGUCCAAAGCUGCAUUGGGAUCCCCCCUUGAAAAUCCCCGCGAGGACUAGUUCGGGGUAGCAGCCUUUAUAUAUUUGUUAUAUAUUAUUGCUCUGCGGAAAGGGCCGAUUAGAUCAGCUACUUUGAGAGCUUUUUAGCUGCAAAUAUAUCAAAAGAAUAUAAGCUGCGUAAAGUUGUCUAACAUCAAGUACAUGAUAGACUAGGCUGUAAAAUUUUUUUUUUUUAUUUUAUUUUUCUGAGAAAGAUAUUUCAUGUAUUGCAAAUUCUAAAAUAUUCUUGGAAGGCUGGGUUAGACGUAUGGAUGUGGCAACCUAAAUGCUUCUGGAUUGACAAUUCGAUUGCCUUGGCUUUGAA